This is a messenger RNA of Zophobas morio, 6972 nucleotides long. RefSeq names its product fatty acid synthase-like. The coding region runs from base 50 to 6751 and encodes 2233 amino acids. Gene Ontology annotation, biological process: fatty acid biosynthetic process. Lineage: Eukaryota; Metazoa; Arthropoda; Insecta; Coleoptera; Tenebrionidae. The transcript has 18 exons. The record is from RefSeq and is a predicted model, not a curated record. Gene Ontology annotation, molecular function: fatty acid synthase activity; 3-oxoacyl-[acyl-carrier-protein] synthase activity; oxidoreductase activity.
UUCCGCGAGAUAAGUUACAUGUUUGUGUCGCUUUAUUUUUAAGUGGAAAAUGAAAUCUAAUGAACCUAGAGACAAUGAAUCAAGGGAUCUUAAUUUUCAAUAUGGUCGUUGGUUAUCAUCUCCACCACCGGGUGAAGAAGUGGUAAUAUCCGGGAUAUCUGGUCGUUUUCCAGAAUCGCAAAAUAUUUAUGAAUUUCGUGAUAAUCUAUUUAACAAAAAGCAGAUGGUUACGGAAAACGAAAAAAGAUGGAAAGCUGGUCUUGCUAAUAUACCGAAAAGGAGUGGUCACAUUGACAAUAUUAACAAAUUUGAUGCUGGGUAUUUUGGACUACAUUACCGUCAAGGCAAUGUUAUGGACCCUGCUGUGAGAGUUGUUUUGGAAACGGCUACUGAAGCUAUUAUGGAUGCUGGAAUAAACCCAUCAGAGCUAAAAGGAAGUAAGACUGGGGUAUUUUUGGGCCUUUCUUGGUCGGACGCUGAAAAUCCGAUUCUAACAAAUCUAAAGGAACCACAGAGGUUUGGCGUGACCGGGUGUCUUAGAUCGAUAUGUGCUCGUCGUCUUAGUUAUCACCUGAAACUAAAAGGACCGUCAUUCACAAUUGACACUGCUUGUAGCAGUUCUGGAAAUGCUCUUCAUUCAGCAUUUUUAGCAAUGAGAAACGGUGAUUGCGAAAAUGCUAUAGUUGGUGGCUGUAACUUAACUCUUCAUCCUGGAUCUACAAUGCAGUUUUAUGGCUCGUCGCUGUUGAGUUAUGACGGCGUAUGUAAAAUCUUCGAUGAGGAAGCUAACGGCUACGUUCGAAGCGAGGCCUGCAUUUGCCUCUUCCUUCAAAAGUCUAAAACCGCGAAACGAAUUUACGCACAAAUUAUUAACGUGAAAGGAAAUUGCGACGGUUUUACAGACGAAGGGAUAACGUAUCCUUCGUCGCAAAUGCAAGAAGAGCUUUUGGCUGAAAUAUAUCACGAAAGUAACAUUAGUUUUUCAAAACUGAGAUACUUCGAAGCACAUUGCACUGGCACUAAAGCUGGUGAUCCUGAAGAAGUGAACGCUAUAGACGGUGCUCUGGCGAAAAAAUGCGAACAACAGCUUCUCAUAGGCUCAGUAAAAUCAAACAUGGGUCAUACAGAACCCGCAUCGGGUCUCUGUUCAGUCAUAAAAGUACUUAUCGCAAUGGAAACCGGCUUUAUACCACCUAAUAUUAACUUGAAAAGACUUCGAAAAGGGCUGGAAGGGAUUGAACAAAAGCGAAUGAAAGUUGUGACAGAAGCUACUGAGCUUUUAGGAGAGGACACAAUUGUAGGUGUUAAUAACUUUGGUUUCGGGGGUAGCAACACUCAUGUUAUCUUGCAAAGGUUUAAAAAACGCAAAAUCAAUGGUGGAAUGCCAAAAGAUGAUGUUCCUAGAUUAAUUUGUGUCAGUGGUCGCACUGAAGAAGCAGUUUUGACUAUUUUAAACGACGUUAGCAGCAAUGUUUUGGAUACAGAAUAUGUUGGUCUCCUCCAUGAAUUAUAUAAGAAGAAUAUUCCAAAUCACUUAUGUCGAGGAUAUGCAAUAGUUUCCAAAACUGGUGUUCUAUCUACGUCUUCAAAACGUUUGCCUUUUAAGCCACCACGCUUGCAUAUAUUUUUUGGAAAAUUUGUCAAAAAUUUUAAAUUACUAGGAUCUUAUAUACUGCAAUUUUUAGCUUUCAGAGACGUCGUAACAAGACUUAAUAAAAUCCUGGUGGCCAAUAACGCAAAAACACUUGAAGAAAUGUUAGAUUCGAAAACAAAAACAGAUGAAAAUGUUUUAGGUUCAAUGUGUUUGCAAUUAAUUGUAGUGGAUAUUUUCAAAGAAUUAGAAUUGUUUCCUACUAGUGUUUCCGGUGAUGCAUUUGGCACAAUUGUUUGUUCUUAUUGCAAUAAAAUUAUUCAACUGGAAGAGGCAGUAUUAGACGCGAUAAAACUUAGUAAUCUAAAAUUUGACUCGAACAUGAAUUUCCCAACACUGCAAAACUUAAUUUAUUCUAAAAAUUAUAAUAAUGUACCUAGAAGCACGAUAACAUUAAAUAUUUCCGACCUACCUACCACAGAUGAAGAUAACUUACUAGUCAGAAACGGUAAUGUGAAUUUCCUGGAUGUAAUAGGAAGAUUAUAUGUUGAAGGUUAUCUUCCUCAACUUCAAAAAAUAUUCCCUCAAGUGGAAUUCCCUGUAAGUAGAAGCACCUCCAUGAUUGCACCCUUUAUUCAAUGGGAUCACAAAAAAUCCUGGCAGACAUACGAAUUUAAAGGAUUUACAUCAACUGAAAACGAACAGAUGGAGUACAAUAUUUCAUACUUAUACGAAGAAUAUCAGUUUAUGAAAGGUCACGUUAUCGACGGACGCAAUCUUUUCCCCGCUACUGAAUAUUUAAAACUGGCUUGGCAAACCUUUGCCGACUCUCGAAAUCAAACAACUGAUUCUUUGCCUGUACAAUUCGAAAACUGUAGGUUUAUAAGGGCUGCUACAAUGCCUAACACUGGUUACAUAAAACUUCUCGUAAUGCUGCAAAGAGGUACGGGGAAUUUUGAAAUUCUCGAAAAAGAUUCUUUGCUGGUUAGUGGGCGUAUCACCACUUGUUCGAGUUCAGAUCGGCAACAAAUAAGUCUUUCGUCUGGUGCUACUUUGGGAGACGAUAAAUUGAAGACGUUGCAACAAGAUGAAAUUUAUCGAGAAUUUCACUUACGGGGUUAUAAUUACAGCGGUUUGUUCAAAGCUAUAAAAACAUAUAAUGUGGAUGCUUCUUUGGGUUUAAUCAAGUGGGACGAUAACUGGGGUACCUUUAUGGAUAAUAUGCUUCAACUUCAAAUCCUUCAAACAGAUACGAGACUGCUUUACGUUCCCGUUGGUAUUAAGAAGCUUAUCAUUGAUCCCAUUAAACAUAAACAAAUAGUCGAAAGACAAAAUGGACAAGAGUGUUUUCUGUCUGCAUAUAUUAACAAAGACUCUAAUAUUAUUGAAUCUGGUGGAGUUGAAAUACAUGGACUUCACGUUAAGUCCAUCUUUAGGAAAAGAGCAAGAUUGGAGCCAGUUUUGGAAAAACACGUUUUCGUUCCAAAUAGUACGAGUUUAGACUUGGAACAAGCUGUGAGAAUCAAUACACAAAUUAUCUUAGAAAAUAGUUUAGAGUAUCGUUUUAAAGCUGUGGAAAUUGUUGACGAAUUUACUGAUAUCAAUUCUGAACAUAUCUUGUGUUUAGUCAAUAAAGCCUUAGAAGAUGUUGCGCUAGUCACUCCCGAUCUUACCGUUUCGACAAAAGCAUCAAACUCUGAUAUACCUGGCAUAAAAUUCGAAAUGGUUACUUUAACACCAGAAAGUGACAUACUUUUGUACGUUGGCAGCAAAAUUUUACAACAGUCACAUACUUUAAAACAGUUUUUCAUACCUCUUAGCAAAAACGGAUUUAUCUUAACACGGGAGGAGAUAAACUUUAGACUAGAAAAAGAUAAAGAUGACGUAGAAAUUCUCACAGACUAUAAGACACCGAACGAAAGAAUUAUUUUGUUGAGAAGAAAACAGGAAGCUGUUAAGCCCAAACACGUUGAAAUAUCUUCGAGUAAUUUUGAUUGGAUAACGGAACUCCAAAACGCGUUAAAUUUCGAAAACAGUGUUAUAGCUUAUGGAACAAAUCGAGAACCUGAAGGACUAUUGGGUUUGAUAAAUUGCAUCAGGCGAGAACCGAAAGGAAACCUACUUAAGUGUUUCUUAAUAAUGGACGAUGCUCCGGAGUUUGAUCCCCAACAUUCAUUUUAUGCUAAACAAGUCAGUAAAAACAUGGCUGUUAAUAUUUAUAGGAAUGGAUCGUGGGGAACUUACAGACAUCUCCGCCUGGAAGAAAGAGCCAAGGUUUACAGCGAACACUCGUACGCGUAUUUCAAAAAUAGAGGAGAUAUAUCGAGUUUUGAAUGGUUGGAAGGACCUUUAAAGAAAGACGUGCCGCUCGAAAAAGGACGAAUUCUGGCUUUGUCUUAUUAUUCGUCAGUUAACUUUAAAGAUAUAAUGGCUGCAUCUGGUCGUGUAAAUCUUGAAGUGUUUUCAACCCAUCGAAUUGUGCAAGAACUGUUGGUAGGAUUUGAAUUUUCAGGAAAGGAUUUAAGAGGCCGUCGGAUAGCUGGAAUGACUGACAAUCAAGGGAUUUCCUCUCACGUUAUUGUUGAUCCUUACUUGGUGUGGCAAGUACCCGAAUCUUGGACUCUCGAAGAUGCAGCCACAGUUCCUGUUGUAUACUCUACUGUUAUAUAUGCCCUUUUAAUGGUUGGAAAUAUGCAACCAGGUUGUUCAAUUCUUAUUCACUCUGCAACUGGUGGUAUUGGAUUGGCCACUUUGAACAUUUGCUUACACUAUAAAUGCGAAAUUUACGUAACAGUUGGAACUCAAGAAAAACGAGCCUACUUAAAAAAGCAUUACCCUCAAAUUCCAGACAGCCACAUAGGAAACUCAAGAGACACUUCAUUUGAGCAAAUGAUCAAAAGAGAAACUAAAGGUAGAGGAGUUGAUUUUGUUCUGAAUUCUUUGAGUGAGGAUAAGCUGCAAGCUUCAGUUAAAUGUUUAGCACGAAAGGGGCAGUUCUUGGAAAUAGGCAAAUACGAUUUGGCCAAUGAUAGUUCUUUAAACCUCUUGUUUAUUGAGAAAGACGCCUGUUAUCAUGGGAUAGUAGUAGAUAAACUUUUUGAUCAAGUGCCCGAAAUGAAGUGUAAAGUGGUAAACUGUCUACUGGAGGGAAUUAAGGCCGGUUUUGUAAAACCUCUACCUAGGAUUUUGUUUAAUGCAUCUGAAGUGGAAGAUUCGUAUAGAUAUAUGAUGACAGGUAAACAUAUUGGGAGGAUUUUGAUUAAACUUCGGAGUGAAGAAGGUAAUAGAAACACUGACGUUGUCGAUGAACUACAAAUCAGUUCGAAUCCACGGUUCAAUUGUGACGUGCGUUACACAUACGUCGUUAUUGGUGGCCUAGGCGGAAUUGGUUUAGAACUAAGUGACUGGUUAGUUCUAAGGGGUGCCAGAAAGUUAGUACUGUCUUCAAGGUCGGGACUUCAAAGUGGAUACCAUCAACAAAGGAUAAACAUAUGGCAAUCUUACGGUGUCCAAGUUAAAGUUUGUACUAAUGACGUGACAACUGAACAAAAAUGUGAAGAUUUAAUUAAAGAGGCGAACGGAUUGGGACAAAUCGAUGCCAUUUUUAACUUGGGUGUUGUUCUUCAAGAUGCACUAUUCGAAGACCAGACGAAAGAAAAAUUUCUAAUUUCAUUGAUACCAAAAGCUAGAGCUACGGUAAAUUUGGACAAAGUUAGUAGAAAAUUAUGUCCAAAAUUAAGAUAUUUUGUUGUGUUUUCUUCAGUUUCUUGUGGUCGCGGUAAUGCGGGUCAGAGCAACUAUGGAAUGGCAAACUCUAUUAUGGAGAGAAUAUGUGAGAAUCGAAAACGAGACGGGUUGCCUGCUGUAGCAAUCCAGUGGGGAGCAAUCGGUGAUGUCGGUUUGGUAGCGAAAAUGCAGAAAGAGAAUAAAGAGUUAGUGAUUGGGGGUACUCUACAACAAAAAAUUUCAAGUUGUCUUGAAGUGUUAGAUGUGUUGUUAAAACAUGAUUAUCCGGUUGUUUCUAGUAUGGUUGUUGCCGAAAAACACAACAAGGGCGACAUUCUUAGUGCAGUAGAUGCGGUUGCUCAUGUUUUAGGAAUACAAGACAUGAAAACUAUAAGCCAAUAUACGACUUUCGCAGAACUUGGUAUGGAUUCCAUGGUUGGUACAGAAGUUAUUCAACUCCUGGAAAAAGAUUUUGAAAUCUACGUAACGUCUAAAGAUGUCCGAAGUUUAACAUUUGCAAAAUUGACUGAAAUGGAGGGAGAAAAGCUGAACAAAAAUGAUGAUUCUACAAAAACACAGAAAGGGACCAACUCUCUCAUUCUGUAUAUGCCUGAUAAGGAAACUAGUCCUUUACCUACCGUUAAAUUAGCAAGCCAAGUAGAAUCAUAUGAAAAAGUUCCAGUAGUGUUUGUGUUACCAGGCGUCGAGGGAAUCUUCACACCGUUAGAAGAUUUGGCGCGUUCCUUGAAAGCUCGUGUCAUAGGAAUACAAUAUAGUUACAAAUAUCCCGAAAACAGUAUUCAAGAAAUUGUAGAAAAUGCAAUUUCGCACAUUGAAAGUCACUUAACCAAAAAUCUUCCAUUUUUCGUCAUCGGUUAUUCAUUUGGAGCAGCAGUUGGAUUUGAACUUAUUAGUUUAUUGGAAAAGCGAGGUCAUUUCGGCACAGUUAUUCUGCUAGAUGGGUCGCCAACAUACUCAAGAUCUGUUGUAAAAAAAAUUGUCGGGAGUGACGACAAUGUGGAAUUUCAAUUGGCAAUUUUGAACAGAGUUUUUAGUACCGUAAUUCCCUUCGACGUACUUUCAAAACAUCAGGAGGAAUUGUUAAAGGCCAAAGAUUUUGAUCAAAAAAUGGAUGUAGUUCUAGCUCUGAUACCUUUAGAAACACCUAACAAAGAGAAGAUAGAGAAACAAGCACUUGUUACACUAUAUAAACGUUUAAGAGCCAUGAUUAAUUACACAUUUAGAAAUAAUAAAGUCAAAUCAUUAGUCCACUUAUUCAAGGCCAAAUAUCCCGUGGUUGAGGACGACCAUGACUAUCAAUUAUCAAAAAUGUGUGAAAAUGUAGGACAAGUGGUUACGAUAGAUGGCGAUCAUGUAACGAUUUUAAAUAAUCUGGAGCUUGUUAAAUGUGUGAAUAACAUUGUAACUUCGUAGAUACACUAUUCAUUUGUUACUUUGUUAUACAAAUUUAAUUUAGAAAUUAAAGGCUAUGGCAUCGGUUGUUGUUUAUUUUAAGUCGUCUGCUGUUAAACGUUUAUCCAUUAUCUAGUGAGUAAUCUACGUGUAAUAAAAGUCUCCACUAUGUAUUGGAACGCAUUGUCAUACAGCCAAAUAGGAGCAAAAAGUAGACUAAUAAAAUAAAUAAUUUUUGAGUA